AUGGCCUACCACGGGCCCAGGAUGGGAGAAGUGAUCGCCUCGUGGCAGUCAAGCACGUUUGUUUUCUCUUUCUUGAAAUCAAAUAACGUUUCAUGUUUUCUUCCUCCCAGAAACCUUGGGGAGCUGAUAGAUCGGUUUGUGGCUGAUUUCAAAGCCCAGGGGCCACCUAAGCCCAACACGGACGAGGGGGGCGCCGUGCUCCCCAGCUGCGCCGACCUCUUUGUCUACUACAAGAAGUGCAUGGUGCAGUGCUCGCAGCUCAGUACCGGGGAGCCGAUGAUCGCCCUGACCACUAUUUUCCAGAAGUACCUCCGAGAGUACGCCUGGAAAAUCCUCUCUGGCAACCUGCCCAAAACCACAAGCAGCGGCGGUGGGUUGACCAUCAGCAGCCUCCUCAAGGAAAAGGAGGGCUCAGAAGUGGCCAAGUUCACCCUGGAGGAGCUCUGCCUCAUCUGCAGCAUCCUGAGCACUGCAGAGUACUGCUUGGCCACCACCCAGCAGCUGGAAGAGAAACUCAAGGAGAAGGUCGACGUAAGUCUGACUGAACGAAUCAAUCUGACUGGAGAAAUGGACACAUUCAGCACUGUCAUCUCCAGCAGCAUUCAGCUGUUGGUUCAGGAUCUCGAUGCUGCCUGUGACCCCGCCCUGACAGCCAUGAGCAAGAUGCAGUGGCAGAACGUGGAACAUGUUGGUGACCAGAGCCCCUACGUCACCUCUGUCAUUCUUCACAUUAAACAGAACGUCCCCAUCAUCCGUGACAACCUGGCUUCCACGCGGAAAUACUUCACGCAGUUCUGCAUUAAAUUUGCAAACUCCUUCAUUCCCAAGUUCAUCACCCACCUCUUCAAGUGCAAGCCAAUUAGCAUGGUGGGAGCAGAGCAGCUGCUGCUGGACACCCACUCCCUGAAGAUGGUCCUGCUCGAUCUGCCUUCCAUCGGCUCUCAGGUGGUGAGGAAAGCCCCAGCCAGUUACACAAAGAUCGUGGUGAAAGGCAUGACCCGAGCGGAGAUGAUCCUCAAGGUCGUGAUGGCCCCUCACGAGCCGUUGGUGGUGUUUGUGGACAACUACAUCAAACUCCUGACGGACUGCAACACAGAAACCUUCCAGAAGAUCCUGGACAUGAAGGGGCUGAAGAGGAGCGAGCAGAGCAGCAUGCUGGAGCUCUUCCGCCAGAGGCUCCCCGCCCCGCCCUCAGGGCCCGAAGGCUCCAGCUCUCUGUCCCUCCUGGCUCCAACUCCAGAACAGGAGUCAUCUCGCAUCCGCAAACUGGAGAAACUAAUUAAAAAGAGACUGUAGGAGCAUCCAAGGGGCACUUUUCCCCCGGCCAGUGACCCCCGCCCCCCACCAGCACCCAGAUCCCCGGAAGCCCCCCACCUCUCCUGUGCUUCCCCGACUCUCAGAUCAUCAGUCUUGAAACUUCCUGGGGCAUUUGGGUCAUUCACAUGUUUCUCCCAUGUCCUGUCUUAAUUCCUGUCCUCAUCGGAGAAGACGGGUAACCACCAGAUUAUAAAAAGGCAGUCGAGAUGGUCCCUGAUUCCUGCAGCAGAGGCAGCUGGGGGUGAAGGUUCCGUGUGCUUCACCUGCUGGUCCCAGGCGGCUCCCGACUGGUCCAGUUGUCGCUGACUCUGCAGCCUCACCGCCGCAGUCACACCCUCUGGCAUGUGGUCCUGUUCCUUCCCAUGCUUCUCUCCCAGCACCGUGGGUGAGAAAGCCUGGAACUCACCCCUUCCUCCACCUGCAGCUGUGUGAGGUUCCCUCUGCGGCCAGACCCUUAAGAGAUGUCCUCUGGGCUUGGCUCUAGGGCCCAAGUUAUGAAGUGGAAGAUUACAGGUGUGACGGAAGAAAGAGGUGUGGCCUUUAGCUAAGCCCUAGUAGGAAAAGCUGGCUAAAUAAGAAAAGCGCUGGAAGGGCAGGGAAGGGGCUGGGGGGGCACCUGGGCAGCUCAGUCGAUAGAUUUCACUCUGCCCAGAUAGCAUGGUGUGGCUCUGGUAAGGUUAUCCAGCCUGAGCUAAUUGAGGUUAACAUUCUCUUCCCACUCUUGAAAGAAGGGGUGAUGGGCUCAUCUCCAAACAGCCACUUCAGCCAUCUGUCCUCGGCCUGGGAGCUGGAAACCCAGUGGACUCCCACACCUGGUUCUUGUCACUCUCAGUGUGUACAGAUCCACACUUCUCUGUGUGUUUCAUUCACGAGGAGUCAUUUUCUGGAAGUCUCCAUAAUGGCAUUGAGAUGUCAAGCUGCUGUUUUGCCCCCCGGGUGGUGGUCCCAGCCAGGGAAGUUGCUUUCUUGAUUUAUUACACUGUCAGUAAUCUCCAAGGAGCCAGCAGAAGUCAGCAGGAGUUACGUUAAGUGUCUUGUUGAUGGGCGCUGCAUGCCCUGUGUGCGUCCUGUACAGACAGAGCAUGUUUCUCAUCUGGGGGGUCUGCAUCGGAAUCACCUGGGGCUCUUUUUUUUUU
Physeter macrocephalus (sperm whale) is the source of this 2453-nucleotide messenger RNA. It is a transcript of the gene VPS53, whose product is annotated as VPS53 subunit of GARP complex. Lineage: Eukaryota; Metazoa; Chordata; Mammalia; Artiodactyla; Physeteridae. The record is from RefSeq and is a predicted model, not a curated record. The transcript has 10 exons. Gene Ontology annotation, cellular component: GARP complex. Gene Ontology annotation, biological process: retrograde transport, endosome to Golgi. The coding region runs from base 1 to 1296 and encodes 431 amino acids.